UAAUACUCUCCCAUGGCUGGGGUUUUGCCCCCUAUCCCUGAUUUUUCCACUUCUACUUGACACAUACCUUUGCACGCUCAUGCAUGCCCACGUGGAUUUAGUUUGCAUGGUGGAUUUAGUUUGCAUGGUGGCUUAAGCGUUCGUUAGUUUUAGCCUGCUUUUUAUCCGCACUUUGGACGAUUGUGGAUGACUAAUCAUGCGUAACGGUGAUGAUCUUUUGGGCACAGGAGCCCUGAUUCGUGUUGGAUUAAGAGUCCGUGACCCCCCGCUGCUUCUGGAUCAAGCGCCUGUUUAUUCUCCCACAUCACUUGCACCUGUUUGCUGCCUUUGACUUGCCGGCAUGGAGAGCGAGCUGAGACCCAGGGUGUGCUACCUGGUCCAAACAGAACGAGGGUAUGGAUUCCAUCUUCACGGUGAGAAGAACAAUGGUGGACAGUUCAUCCGAAAAGUAGAGGCCGGUUCCUCAGCCGAGCUGGCCGGGCUGAAACCCGGGGAUCGAGUCGUGGAGGUCAACGGGGAGAACGUGGAGAAGGAAAGCCAUCAUCAGGUGGUAGAGCGUAUCCGAGAAGUACCACAUCGUACCAGACUAUUGGUAGUGGAUCGAUAUACCGACGACUACCUCCAGAGCUGUGGCUUGGAGUGCACAGAGGAUUUAGCCAUCGAGAUGGGAACCCUCUCCCCGCGUCCCUCGCCUGGGCCCACACCGUCAACCUCCCCCGUUUCCCGAGUGAUUUCACCCAAGUCCCCCAAGUCUGACGACACACUUCCUGCUGCAGACUCGCCCGCUCUCGCGUUCCUUCGAGGCAAGGUCAAGAGCUCCUCUUUGACAUCGAGUACUGUGACGGAUACAGAGACGGAGGCCUCGCCAGAACCAGCAAUCGAACUCCUUCCCCGCCUGUGUCAUCUGGUGAAGGGGGAACACGGCUAUGGUUUUAACCUGCACAGCAACAAGGUCAAAUAUGGACAAUUUGUACGCUCGGUGGACCCCCACUCACCCGCCGAGUGUGCUGACAUGCGGCCAGGAGACCGACUGGUGGAGGUAAACGGAGUGAACAUCGAAUGCCUGAGGCAUACUGAGGUUGUGGCACUCAUUCGAGCAGAAGAGCGAGAAGUGCGUCUUCUGGUGGUCGACCAGGAAACAGACGACCUGUUCCACAGACUUGGCAUCACACCCACAGCACGACAUGUGUACAUGGACGAAUCCUCCACAGAAGUCGCCUCAUCCGCGCCUUCGCCCACCACUGAACACCUUUGUACCACAGAAUCACCCAUCGUACACGUCACACUGACGGACACCGCCAUCCCAAACAUGUCCCCCAAACCGCGAGCCAAUGGGAGCUAUGCAUCCCAGUCCUCAACCGGCUCUACCACCCAAUCCGAGAUCAGUAGCUCUGAUAUGAACUUCCAGGUCCCCGAUGAGGACUACAGGCGUGUUUCGGACCCUUUCAUAGACAGUGGUCUUCGUCUGAGCCCCACAGCGGCCGAGGCGAAGCAAAAGGUUCUUGCCGGGCGCAACAGAAAGAGGGCGCCCCCUAUGGACUGGAGCAAGAAACAGGAGAUCUUCAGCAACCUCUGAGUCCACAGAACUGAAAGAAUGCAGACUAUGAUUUAUGAAUUCUGACAUGUCAGCACCAUCAACUUGCGAGUAACUGAAACCAACAAGCAAGUAAAAACCGAACACCUCCAGCCACAGCAAUAUUUUUAAGA
Messenger RNA from Entelurus aequoreus (snake pipefish), 1707 nucleotides. It is a transcript of the gene nherf2, whose product is annotated as Na(+)/H(+) exchange regulatory cofactor NHE-RF2. The record is from RefSeq and is a predicted model, not a curated record. The transcript is spliced from 6 exons. Gene Ontology annotation, biological process: protein localization to plasma membrane. Bases 341 to 1576 code for a protein of 411 amino acids. Gene Ontology annotation, molecular function: protein-membrane adaptor activity; signaling receptor binding. NCBI's taxonomy places the organism in Eukaryota, Metazoa, Chordata, Actinopteri, Syngnathiformes, Syngnathidae. Gene Ontology annotation, cellular component: apical plasma membrane.